This is a messenger RNA of Neolamprologus brichardi, 6993 nucleotides long. NCBI's taxonomy places the organism in Eukaryota, Metazoa, Chordata, Actinopteri, Cichliformes, Cichlidae. The record is from RefSeq and is a predicted model, not a curated record.
GAUGGCGCUCUCGCUGUCAGCACCUCGGAUAGCUCCGGCAGCUCUGACAGAAAACUGAACGUUUGUGCCGUUUUUAUUUAUUUUGCAGAGGUGUCAUUGUGUGAGAUGUUCGCUGGGAGCUCUCAGGUGAUGUGAAACUGAGCAGCCACAAAGAGAAAGAAGAAAAGAAAAGGAGAGCCACAAUCCACAAAUCAGGAUCAAGUUAACAGUACUUUUGCAGAGGUGAAGGAAAAACUAGAUUUUGCAGGUCGGGAGAAUUUUUAUUAUUAUUUUAUUUUAUUUUUACAUUUUUUAAAAGCCCUCAGAUUGUGGUGACUUUAUAUUAAAGGAGGACUGCGUCUCUGCCCGCAUCUGUCUUAAAUCACACCGAUAAGAGGAGGAAUAGAGGGGCGCGUUGCGAAAUGGCAUGGGUCCGCUUCGGAAGGGAGAAAUGAAGCCAUGCUCGAGAAAUAGUGUCGCCUAAUUUGCUUUCCUCCGAGUCCUGCAUUUGCUUUCUCUUUCGGUCAUUGCCACGCCGGCUGUGAAGAUGCUGGCUCUCCUGAUGAUGAUGAUGAUGUCUUCAGGGUUUUUCAGCCCCGGCUUUGCUGCCAGCUCCCAUUUCAGCUCAGAUGGCGCUCCACUGAGUGAACUGUCCUGGUCAUCAUCCCUGGCUGUGGUGGCCAUCUCGUUCUCGGGUCUCUUCACCUUCGUCUUCCUCAUGCUGGCCUGCCUCUGCUGCAAGAAGGGCAAGAUUGGCUUCAAGGAAUUCAAGAAUGUGGACGGGGAGGAGUACCAUGCAGACAUGUCCACCUUGGCCUCGCCGGCCUCCCAGGGUAGUCCUGACGUCUACAUCCUGCCGCUCACUGAGGUGUCCCUGCCGGUCGCCAAGCAACCAGCUCGAUCAGGCGACUGCAAUCAGGACGCUGCUACAACUAAUUUCUCUGCUGCUGCUUACUUCAUGCCUCAAAUCAAAAGGGUGGAUGUGGCGAUUUUCUUCACCGGCUCGGCACUGGACAAAAAGGAGGUCAAGAGGGAGGUCAAGAGGGCCAUAAAAGCUGCUAAACUGGAGUAUAAAAACACACUUGAAAAAGAAUUCACCACAGGGGACCUCCACUCAGCCUGGCAGGGCCUCAAAACCUCUGUGAAUACUGCGGUCACCACCCCCAGAAACAUCCAGGUGGAGGGCAGCAACCCCUCCUCCCUCCCUGACGACCUCAACGCUUUCUACACCAGGUUUGAGACGGACAACAUGUCACUCAAACCUGGCAGCUCUGCACUCAGCUUCAGGACUGAGGACGUGGUGAGAGCCCUCAGGAGGACCAGGGAGAGGAGCUCACCCGGCCCUGACAACAUCAGCAGUCGAGCUCUGAGGCCCUUUGCAGGGCAACUAGGAAGUGUGUUCGGACUCUAUUUCAACACUCAGUCGACAGUCACACCGUCCCCCAGCUGUGGAAACACUCCAGUCAUCCUCAUCCCCAAAAGAAACAACCCAAAGUCUCUGAAUGAUCUUCGUCCUGUGGCCCUCACCUCCCUGGUGAUGAAGGCCAUGGAGAAGAUCAUAAAACAGCACAUUGAUUUACACCCAGAUAACAUGUUGUUGUCAUUCUCUCUCGUUUCCCCCCUUCUGCUUCUUUGUCUGCUUCUCCUCCUUUUCUUAUUCAUACUGUUCACUCGUGAAUAUUCAUCCACCCUCCUCAUCCUUGUGCACCAUCACUGGGUUCUUCUGGGGGAGGUGAACGCAGGCCUGAACACCACCCAAGUGGUGGUCAAGGAGCUCAAAGCCAGUGCCAGCGUACAGGAGCAGAUGCACUUCCUGGAAGAAGCACAGCCUUACCGGUACACCUUUACCUCCUUCACAUGUGUCUGUAGUUUAUUCUUAUGUGGACAAUUUAAGCAGUACAUAUGUUUUAUAGCUCUCUUUUGUGUGCAGGGGGAUGUGAAGGGUUACCUCAGGAGCUGCAGAACCUCUGAAACCAUGAGCCCAGAGCCCCUGAUUCUUCAAAGGAUGGCCUGUGACAUUUCCUCAGGCCUCCUGCACCUGCACAAACACAACUUCACGCACAGUGACCUGGCUUUAAGAAACUGCUUGUUGACGGCUGAUGUCUCAGUGAAGAUCGGAGAUUAUGGUCUGGCCCACACAAAGUACAAGGACGAUUACUACGUGACAUCAGACCAGAUGUACGUGCCCCUGCGCUGGAUCGCUCCAGAGCUGGUGGACGAGGUGCACGGAAACCUGCUGGUGGCAGACCAGACCAAACACAGCAACAUCUGGUCUCUUGGGGUAACUAUGUGGGAGCUGUUCGAGCUGGGAAACCAGCCCUACAGACACUAUUCUGACAGACAAGUGCUGACCUACGCUGUUAGGGAGCAGCAGCUGCGACUGCCCAAGCCGCUGCUCAAAGUACCCCUCGCUGAACGCUGGUAUGAGGUGAUGCAGUUCUGCUGGCUGCAGCCUGAUCAGAGGCCAACUGCAGAGGAAGUUCACUUGCUGCUCAGCUACCUAUGUGCCAAGGGGGCCAGCGAGGCCGAAGAGGACUUUGAGAGACGCUGGAACUCCAUGCGUCCCAAUACUGGAUUCAACAGUCAGCGUGGUGCCUCAGCGAUGUCACGAGACCACCCCUCAUCAACCACCUCAUCUUUCCCACUCUUAGAACCAUUUUCUAAUGGUGAUGGCUACCACUCAGAGUCUGGAGAUGACAUACUAACAGUCACAGAAACCAGCCACGGCCUGAACUUUGAGUACAAGUGGGAGCAAGCCAGGGCAGACCAGUCAUACAGAGCCCCAGACACUUCUAGUACCUUAGGUCAGGUAAACCAUCAUUGUCAGGAAGCAUUUUACCCACCUGGAGGCAUUGUGGGAGGCUGUCCCAUGGAAAGCCUGAGCCAUGGAGUUUCUCCUUCCUACUAUCAACCUAAACAUCUACACGCUCCAGGUGUACUUCCUGUCCUCAGUGCCCAUAGCCCCUCAGUAAACAGUGAAUACUACAUUCGCAUUGAGGAACCAGUAGACUGUAACAUUGAUCCAGACUACACCAUGGUCUCAUACAGCCCAGACUACCAGGGCAGCAGUGGGAGCUUCCUGACUGGGAGCGCAGACUCGGGAGAGUGCAUGGCCUGCCCAUCACAAGCUAAAACUAUGGGUCCUUAUUGGUCAGCUGACAUCCAUAAAUCUGACAUGUAUGACUCCAACGACUCAAGUCCUGCCAUCUCCCUGACAAUGGAACCCCUUUUAGGUCAAGUGUCAGACAACAGCCCCCUACGACCCUGGGAGUCUAGUCACUACGUGUCCUAUAAAGAUCGAGACGGGGGCUAUUAUUUUGACCACUCACCACCUUUGGGAAUAGAUCACUAUCUGAUUGGAGGUGAGCUCUCCAGAGAGCAUCAUCAGGAAAGCUGGGGCUCAAGAAGCCUGCGUCAGGCUUUGGGGGAGUUGGAGAACCCACUGGUGAUAUCCCAUUCUAUAAACAGUCCAUCUCAGCAGGCUUACAGAGACGCAUAUCUGGACACGAGUCAGACGUCCAUUAUAGGAAAGAACGUCACUGGAGGUUAUUAUGACAUGAUGGGUUCCCUGAGGAAGACUAUGCCCAGCCACACAAGACACCACAGCAACUCUGUCAGUAUAAACAUGGAGACUCAGGGGGCUCUCUUCAUCGGACACAGAGACAGCGACUCAGAAGAGGAAGAUGAGGACAUAUUUGUUGAGAGACACACGUGCAAUACUUGGCCUUCGAAGCACCGCCACAGCAGUGCCGGUCACCAGAGACGGGCAAGCCAUAGUUGCCGACAGGACACCUACGCCGACUUCCAUUACACAAUGCCGAGUACAGACAUCGAGGACUCCUGGCCAGAAGGACACAGCCUGGCCUUUCACUCUCUACCCAAACCCAUCGAUUAUCUUGAGCCACACCAGGUCAAAGAUAAUAGUGCCUGCCUUAGUUUAAGUAAACAUCAUGCUAUGGUGCCCUCGGAAAACUGCAAUGCCUACAUUUACAUGUGCCAUGAAGGUGAGACUCAGGUGCCAACAUCUGGAGAGUGCUGCCACUCGCACUUUGUUGACCCACUCACUGGCUUGCUUGUUCGAAACACAAGCUUUUGUCAGCUCUACAGUCACGCGAACUACAGAGAUAAAGACAUUGACAUGCCGAGCAAUGAAGAGAUGAUCAAUUUAUCACCAGCUCCAGGAGGUCCCAUCGUGGCCAAAUCUGUGGACUGUGGAGAACAGUACGUCGAUCUUACAACUGAUGAUGUCCAAUCCAAAGAGAAGAGGGAGGACGUUAUUAAGGAAAUCAUACAGAAACUGCCAGAGCCUAGAAAAGAAGAGGUGACUCUAACAAUGACAAAAGCCACUCAAGCCACUCCACCUCCUGAUGAUAACACGCAUGUGAUGGUGGCGGUGACAGAUCCACAGUCAGAGAUGAGUCACACCAGUGACAGUGGCGUCGACCGUGAAGAUUCCAACGUAAGCCUCGCUGACAUACUCGACUGCAGCGACGACGACGAAGAGGAAGACAUCACGGACGAUAUAACCGAUGUUACUUCAGGCAUCUUCGCUGAUGAGUCCAGCGAGCUGAACGCUUCUCCCGCCUUCAAGUUGCUACAAAAGCAGGUAGGAACACCCGAUUCCAUGGAUUCCAUGGAUCUGCCGUCUGCAGCUGGGUCCUGUGAAGGCUCCAGCCCUGCGUCAUCCCACCCUUCCAGCUCACCUAAAGCUAUGGACAGCGGCUAUGACACCGAAAAUAACGAGAGCCCCGAGUUUGUUCCCAAAGAACCUCAUGAACCUCGUGAACAACCUUUAGGAAAACCUGCUCUCGAUGCCAGCCUGGAGGAGGAAGAAGUCCUGGAGGAAGAGGGAGUUGAAGCUAAAGUGGGUGAGUCAUCGAUGGGCGAAGAUUUGGCACUAGAAGCAUCACAGGAAGAUGACCAAAUUCUGUUACCCUUGAGCGAUAAGACGCCAUACAGAGACUCUGCCUACUUUUCAGACUAUGAGAAUGAAAAGCAAACUCGGCAUGAGGGAGAGGAACUCCAGAUGGGGAAAACAGAUGAGCAAAACAUUGCAAAAGAACCAAACAUGGCAGAAAAGAAAGCUGCAAAAAGGAAAAAUGAUAGAGAGGAAGAACUAAAGGGUGUUGUAGUGAAGAAGGACAUAAAACUUGAAACGAAACAAACUGUAACAGACAAAACAGAAUUCUCUCCUGCAUCAGAGAUUGAGGAGUACUUGACUGAGGACUGUUGCGAAGAUGAGACUUUAGGACUUCCUCCAGAGCCUUCUGAUACCGAGGGAGGGCUGGAUGAAUGGCCAUCACAGGAAGAGAGCUCAUCGUUGGGAGACUGGGCAGCUGAGGUGGUGGGGGCCAUGGAAGAAGCUCUUGGUGCCCUGAAUGGAGAUUGUGCCACCAACGUAAAUUUAGAUAAGGAGGAAGCAGAUGACAUAAAAGACUCUGCUCAAACUUCAGAAACUUCAGAGGAGGCAGCAACCGAGACGGUUCAGAACAGGCCAUCAGGCACAUCCAGUGAAACGAAACACACCUUACCCAAAGAUGAGGUAGCUUUGCAACAAACCUCAAACGCCAGACGAUUUUCCUCUUCCUCUCCUCCACCUCCGUCCACCCCACCGCCUCCGCUCCCCGCAACAGAGGGCAGAGCAUCUCCGGCCGACGGGGAGGAGGCCGACGAGGAGGACGGCGAUACCGACGACAGCGACGAGUCGGACGAGGAGCUGCAAAGCUACAAUAUGCAGGAACAGAGCGGAGGGGAAGAGAGUGAGGAAGAGUGCCACCCGGUGCCUAUUGUGGUGAGCGACAACAGCGAGGCCCAUAAACUGCGAAGCCUGCUCAAGAUGCCAGCAUUGCUCACCGAGGAGAACCUGGAGGAGGAGCUCGAACACAAGAAGAAAACAGUGUCUUUUUUCGACGAUGUUACCGUGUAUCUGUUCGACCAGGAAAGCCCAACUAAAGAGCUCGCCGAGCAUGGCUUUCCUUUAGGAGCGGAAGGUUCUCGAACCAAACCCCAAGAAAGGGUUAAUGCCUCAGAUGACUCGUCAGACGGGAACAUUUCGGAGGAGAGUGCGGGUUUUGAGUGGGAAGAUGACUUCCCCCUACUCCCACUGCCAACAUCCUCAGCCGCAUCUGAAUCCCCUCCACCCCGUUCCGUCACCACAACCCCAGACACUAAACCAGCCGUGCAGUAUUCCCGCUUUACCGUCUCUCCCUCCAGCGUUUCCCGGUUCUCCAUCACUCACAUCUCAGACUCCGAUAUGGAAUCUGCAGGAGGAAGCAGUGAAGAUGGAGACAAAGAAUAAGAAGCUGUGGAUAUUUCCUGCUUCUUUGUGACAACAACUCGGUCUACUAGCAUGACUACUGAUUUCAUUUUUAACGUCAGGUUUUAGAAACACAAGACAGUGCCUCUUACCGCCUGUGGACACUUUUGAAAGGUCCGUCUCACCACCACGUAGGACUGACCUAAGCUGUUUAGAAUACUGAAAAGAGAAUUGUUAAUAUAUAAUAUUUCAAGAAUAUUAAUAUAUACGGUGUGUAUGAUGAGUUUAAGGAAGCAGGGGGAACUUGUAUGUUGAAUCUACAUAUUUUUUUGGAUUAAAGAAACAAUGUGGAAGGACAGACCUUUGAAAAGCGUUACAUUUGCCACUUUCUAAUUCAUCACGGGGAGCAUUCAUAAGAGUGUGGAGCCACCUGGACUUUAAAGAAAGAGGACUGUUAAACUGUUGCUGAGUAAAAGACACAAUGUCAACUUUCUGACUUUUCAACAAAGGAUCAGCACUUUGAACAAGACUGUACAGCUCCGCAGACUUUAUACUUUUUAGGAAAUGGUUUUACCAGUAUUAAUAACGAAUAUCAAAAAGAAUCUUUAAAGUAUCGCAAGUAAUAUAAUGUCAGUAUUUGGGAUCAUUCAGAGACGUGCUCGUGUGAAAGAUGGAAGCGUAGGGGAUCCUAAUGGCUGUCUGCUUACAGGAUGUUUUCUGUUUUUUGAGGAAACAGCUGAGCAACCUUGACAACCUAA